Molecule: messenger RNA, 4386 nt
Organism: Alosa alosa (allis shad)
Lineage: Eukaryota; Metazoa; Chordata; Actinopteri; Clupeiformes; Clupeidae
Gene: map1sa
Product: microtubule-associated protein 1Sa
Exons: 7
Coding region: 37-4107 (1356 amino acids)
Biological process (GO): regulation of microtubule depolymerization; axonogenesis; microtubule cytoskeleton organization
Cellular component (GO): microtubule associated complex; cytosol; microtubule
Molecular function (GO): microtubule binding; actin binding
Source: RefSeq, a predicted model, not a curated record
GUCUUCAGAUGACAUCAUUAGACUAAACUUUGCAACAUGGCGACAGAUCUCACUGAUGAGGUUGAGGCAAUGGAAAAGACGAACCAAGCUUCACAUCCCGGAUUUAGCAACGAGAAGUAUUCUUUGCUUGUCAUCGUCGGGGAGCACAGCCGGGCGGGAUUUGUGGAUUUCGUGGUUGCAGAGAUUGAGCGAGGCCUGCGCUCGUGGGGGGUGGACCUGAAGGCCUGUAACCUGGACGAGCAGCUCAAGCUCUUCAUCUCCAGACACUCCGCCUUAUUCUCCGACCAAGUCAAAGGACAGAGGACUCUGCAGCACAGUGGUGACGUUCUGGACACACAGGUGGUUGUGAAUCCGUCCCAAUCUCUGGUUUCAUCUGAGGUCCGGAGGCUUAUCUCUGAUGAGUCGCGCCACAAGCUGCUGAUUCUUGCGGGGCAGUGUGUCGAGCGGUCAGGUGACCUCGUGCUGCAGACUGGGAGCUUUUCUCUCGAUGACUUCAUCCAGAUAUUUGCAGACGAGGAGAUCGGUGAGCUGCUGAGCUCUGCAGACCCAACACAGAAGGCGACGCUGACUCUGAGCUGUCCCAGUACGGGCACGUGGAAGAACUCUGUGCUGGAGAAACACAACCUGCAGGACUUCAUCGAGAUCAAGAUCAACCCCACCGCCACGCUGCCCGAGAUGGAGGGCCUGCAGGAGUUCACGGAGUACCUCUCCGAGUCCCUGGAGCCGCAGUCACCCUUCGAGCUCCUCGAACCGCCGAGCACCGUUGGCUUCCUCAAGCUCUCCCGCCCCUGCUGCUAUAUCUUCCCAGGGGGUCGAGGGGACUCUGCCUUUUUCGCCGUUAAUGGAUUUAACGUCCUGGUGAACGGAGGAUCCGAUUCACGCUCCUGCUUCUGGAAGUUGGUCAGGCAUUUGGACCGGGUCGACUCCAUAUUGCUCACACACAUUGGCGUAGACAACCUGCCCGGUGUGAACAGCCUCCUCCAGAGAAAAGCAGCUGAGCUUGAGGAGGAGCAGCAGGGCACUGGCUCCCAGGCCAACGAGGACUGGCUGAAAAAUCAGAUUUCUCCAGAAAUCGGGGUGGUUUUCCUGAAUGCCCCAGAGAGACUGAAAACACUCCAAGGCGACCCCAAAGUACUCCGAAGCUGUGACCAGGCAGCGCUCACCUUACAGCAUCUGCAGAAGCUGUCCAUUACUCCAGAGCAUCUCUCGCGCUCCAGCGGCCCAACGAUUGAACCGGUCAUCCUCUUCCAGAAGAUGGGAGUCGGCCGGCUAGAGCUGUACGUGUUGAACCCAGUCAAAGGGAGCAAAGACCUGGAGGCCCUCAUGCAGUCCUGGCCAAACAAUGGUGCCAAUCCAAAGGGCUCUGACCUGCCGUUGCCCUGCCUUGCCUCUAUCUGUGCCCUUCUGGUUUGGCAUCCUGCCAGCCCACACGAGAAGAUCAUCCGGGCCCUCUUCCCCGGAUGCACGCCCCAGAGUAAAAUUCUGGAAGGGUUCGAAAAACUGAAGCACCUGGACUUCCUCAAACACCCUGUUGUGAGUUUGAAGGACCUCGAGACGUCCAAGUCGGAUAAACAGCCAAAGCGUGCUGAAAGCAAAGAAAGCCUCAAGUCCCUUCCCAGGGACACGAGACCAGCAAGUGCCUCUGUGAAGGAUAAGUUGGCCCGUACUGAUGUGAAAAAGCUGGACCCUAAGUCCAAGACCAAAGCUGCAGGCGAAACAAGUGCGUCUAAGGAUGGUAAGGAUGAGGACAAAGCAAAACCAAGAGACAGUGAGACGAAACUAAAGCUGUCAAAGGUCGACAAGCCUUUGACAAAGAAGGAGCCUGUGAAAGAUGAAAAGAAAGAAGUACGUAGUAAGGAAGCCAAGCCAAGUGUUGCCAAGAAAGAAGAGAGCAUGGAGAAAAAGAAGGAGAUAGUCAAGAAGGACCUUAGUCUAAAACCAAAGAAGGACUUGAAACCUGAAGUGAAGAAAGAAAUUAAGAAAGAAGUCAAACCUGAAGAAAAGAAACCAGCCAAAGCCCCUGCCAAAAGGGUCUCCACAGCGGGGGCAUCAGCUACGGCUAAGACCACAGUGAAGAAUGGCACCCUGAAAAAGGAUCAAGGUACUCUUAAGAAGGAAUCAGCAAAAGGGGCCAAGUCCAAGCCUGACAAGAAAGAUCUGGGAAAUCUAAAGGUCCCCUCUUCCUCAGAGGGGGAAGCAGAUCGCUCCAAAAUGUCCACGCCCGAAGACAUGACUGAAGAGUUUGAGAAGUUGAAAUUGGAAAAUGAGCAAGGCUCAGUAAACACUACAACAGGAAGUGAAGCUAAACAGUCAAAAGAAGUAAAUGGCGUUGGAGCAGGUGCUAACACUGGGGAAAGCCCAGAGAAAUUCAGAUGCAUGGAUACACUACCCGCUCCCAGCCAGUCAGCGGAUCCCACCUCACCUCUUGCAAGGACACCAAAGAGUGAGCGCAGCGUCAACUUCGACCUGACGCCAACCGAACACAGAAUUGGUCCGGAGGACGGGUGUGUGAGUUCAGAGGAGAAAACCCUGGAGAUGGUGUCCCCUCCAGGCUCGGGGCAGAACAGUGCUGGCCACACACCUUUCCACCAGUCUCCCGACGAGGAUGCCCAGGGCUCCGGUGAGGACAGCAGUUUAGGCGGGAAAGUUCCCAGCCUCAGUCUGGAGGACAGUCACGCCCCAGGGUCCAACAAGACGUCAGACGCAGGCUGCUCCAGAAGCAACCUGGAGAACAACUCCACCUCCUCCCAGGACAAACAGUCCAGCUUCCUCUCUCUCAGCUCCUUCAACAUGAUGGCCGACGGUCCCUCCUUCACGUCCUUGCCUGCCGAGGUUGGCUCGCCACAUUCUACUGAGGUUGACGAGUCCUUAUCUGUGUCCUUCGAGCAGGACAUGGGGGACAGGACGUUCUCCAACGGCCACCUGGUGGAUCCGGAUUCCAAAGCGGGCAUGUCUCUACCCCUAAAGGCGUGUCACAACAUGCGCUCGUCAGGAGAUGGGUGCGACGAGAGAGGCUCUGGUCCUCAGGGGCUCUUCCCCGACCUCCCUCCCCACGAUGUGGACCUGUGCCUGGUCUCGCCCUGCGAGUUCCAGCACCACAAGUCCCCAGAGGGCCUGACUCCAGGGCACCCCGCCAGCCCUCACGAUCUCUCGGACGAGAGCGACUCGCAGGAGCUGGUCAAGCCUGUGUGCUGCAACAACAACAACGACGACCAGCUCACACCCCAGGGUGCGAACACACCGCCAACGUCCGCCAGCGAGUCUCUUCCUACGGGCACGGACUCAGACGUGCCCCCAGCCACUGGGGACUGCCCCUCCAUCAGCGAAGACACCUUGGAUUCGGACGAGGACGACUCCGGCGACAUCUUCCCACCCCAGCAAGCUCACGACCAUCCCACCCCUCACUCCUCCCACCGAAAGGGUCCGCUCUCGUCCCCGGACCCGCCUCCAGCCCCCAUGAAGGACCUGCCCCCCCUCCCGCCACAGCCUGGCGCCUGCAUGGCCGACCCUGACGCAGAUGCCCAGGCCAAGAAGAGCACCGCCAAAGGCAAGAAGCCUGCUAGCGCCACCCAGAGGCUAUCCACAAACAGCACGGCAGCAGGGGGCAAAGCGAAGAGUGGCCUGGGAACAGGAGGGGGCACGCUGAAGGCCACCUCUACCCUGGACACCAGGCCUGCUUCACGUGGUGGCGCUGGGAGUGGAUCACGGCCAUCUACUGCAAAGCCCUCUUCCUCAGGCUCUGCGGGCUCCAAGGCCUCUGCGGCGCCGGUGUAUUUGGACCUGGCCUACCUGCCCUCAGGCACAGCAGCGCCAUCUGUGGACGUGGAGUUGUUCCGCCGCCUGCGCUCGUCCUGCUACAUCGUGAGUGGACACGACCCGCAGAAGGAGGCGGUCAUGAGGAGCAUCCUGGACGCCCUGCUGGAGGGCAAAACCGCAUGGACAGAUGUGCAGGUGACGCUUAUCCCCACGUUUGACUCGCUGGCGAUGCACGACUGGUACCAGGAGACGCACGAGCGCCAGCGAGAGCUGGGCAUCACCGUCCUGGGCAGCAACAGCACCGUGGCCAUGCAGGAUGAGACCUUCCCAGCAUGCAAAGUGGAGUUCUGAGUUCCGAGUUCUGAGACGCCCCGCGGAACAGAAGGAGAGCUUUUUGUUUUGUUUUGAUUGUUGUUGUUUGUUUUAAAGAAGACGAUGAACGGAUCCUUUCCCCCUGCAGCGUUGUAGUUGAGAGGCUCUGUUAGGGGGGGAUGACCGCUGUGAUACCCAAGAAACUUGUAGUAGAGAGGCUCUGUGAUGAUACCCAAGUGAAAUGUACGUAGAGAGGUGCCCUGAUGAUACCCAAGUGAAAUGUACGUUGAAGGAAGAAGGUGAAGGUCGUAGAAUUUC